Molecule: messenger RNA, 507 nt
Organism: Emiliania huxleyi CCMP1516
Lineage: Eukaryota; Haptophyta; Isochrysidales; Noelaerhabdaceae
Exons: 2
Coding region: 1-507 (168 amino acids)
Biological process (GO): rRNA processing; tRNA 5'-leader removal
Cellular component (GO): ribonuclease P complex; ribonuclease MRP complex
Molecular function (GO): ribonuclease P RNA binding
Source: RefSeq, a predicted model, not a curated record
AUGGAGGGCUUCCUCCUGCGCGCGCUCAAAGGGCUCAAGCGCGACCGCGCGAUGCAAGAGAUCCGGAGCAAGCUGCGCGGCCGCAGCCUCCUCCUCCGACGGGGCGCACGCGGCCGCCCCGCACGGCACAGCGCGCCGGCGGCACCGGUGCGCACGCCCGGAGCGGCGAAACGGCUGUGGGAGGCCUAUGCGUCGGCCGCGGUUGCUGCUCUGCCAUCGACGGAGCUGCGCGCGCUCGCGGCCUUGUGCGCCGAGAUGGACCGACACGGCUCCUUCAUGGCUGUCGUCGCCAGCCGCUGCCCAUCCCACGUCGGGAUCGAGGGCCACGUCCUCGGCGAGACGAGCAGGACGUUCCGGCUGCUCGGCGCGUCCGGCAAGCCCGUCACGGUGCUGAAGCCGGGCGCCACAUUCCGCAUGCAGCUGCCCGCGGCUGCGCGGGCAGGGGUGCCGCCAGCGCUGCACCUCGACGGCUCGCAGCUCCUCUGGCCGAGCGACAGCAAGAGGUGA